AUGAAGACCCGGAUGAAUGCAUUCCAGCGCAACAUACAUAAUCUGAGCCUCAUUCGUGCUGCCACAAUGAGCCGAAAGAGCCACUACUAUUCAGAGAAGCUGUCUCUGGCAUCAAGUAACAGUUGUGGAUGGGGCAUUUCCAACGAGGUGCUGGCUCCUAGAGCCCUACGCACCUUGCAGGGACAGCAAGAUGGAAAGGUGACAGAGAACCAGGAGGGUGUGACCAGGAGGGGGACAGUAGAUGAAGAGCUGGAGGAGGAGGAGGAGGAACACUUGGAUUCCACCAGGAGUGAUUCUCAACCUGAGGUUAUCCUAAGUGGGACCAGGGACACAGACAGGACGGUGUGUCAUAAUUGUAGGCAAGGACUCAGCCCUAGACAAUUCCACAGUGACAAAGCUGCGGAGAACGAUGUGCUCGCCAUCGAAGUUGCUUGCCCCAAUUUUGAUUGUACCUGGUCUGGAACUCUGAAAUCAUAUCAGGAGCACGUUUGCCCUUCUGCGGCUCAGUGUGGAUCUGCAAAGGAAUCUGCCUUGGUUCUCAGGGAUCAAGAGGUUGUUAAAGAAAAGAAAGUCGCCUGGAGUAACAAAAACACGAGCGUGGACAACUCUUCCUUGAACACAGAAGCUGUCCUAUUGCGUGUGGAGUCCCUGGAGCUGAUGGUGGUUUCUCUGAGGCGGCAGCUGAACAGCCAGGUGGCCACCGUGAAGUCUCUCCAGCGCUGCUGUUCCCAGUAUGAGAAGAUCAUGAAAACCUCUCAGGAAAUGCUCGAGAACUCCUGCAGAGCCAAAGAGCCCGUUGCCACGUCGUCGGAGUUGAUCAGCACCGACGGGACUCUGGUGUGGAAAGUGGAGAACUUCUCCAAGCUCCUGAGGAACGCCACUUGUGGGAAGAAGCGGUCCGUCUACUCCCCGGUCUUUGCCACCCACGCUUUUGGAUACCGCCUCUGUGUCCGCAUGUACCCUGAUGGAGAUGGCAUUGGCAAGGGCAGCCACCUUUCGCUCUUCCUCGCCUUAGCCCAGGGUCCCUAUGAUGACGUCCUGCCGUGGCCCUUCCAGCAAAAGGUCACCUUCUUCCUCCUGGAUCCUACACAAAAGAAGUCACCUCUGAAGGAGACCUUCCUUCCAGAUCCCCACAGCACUUCCUUCCACCAGCCGCACGAGAGGCUCAACGUCGCCAGUGGGAGCCCCCUCUUUGCCACAAAAGCCCAGAUCCCCGGCUACCUCAAGGAUGAUGUGCUCUAUCUCAAGGUUGUGGUGGAUUUGGCAGGGAUGAACGUUUGAGGCCAAAAAUUGAUGAGGGAGGAUGUCCUUGGACCAGUAUCUUUCCAAAACUCUUCAAAUUCCCUUCUGUUUAUCCCCUCAAUAGUGUCCACUACAAUUGCUACCUCUCGGAAGACUCUAAAGUCUGCACAGCCACCUUUGUUCUGUGAUUUAUGCAAUAUCAGCCCAAUAUGCACUGAGGUAAACUUUCUGAGCCUCACAAAAUGGCCGUCGCCCUUAUGACUACUGACACAUUUGUGAAAAUCUGCUUCUGUAAAAUGCACAGUCCCCGGUGGCAGGUUUGAGUAGAUUUGUCAUGCUUAAAGGGUUUGUUGUAUACUGUGGUAUAGUGGUUAGAGCAGUGGUUCCCAAACUUAUUUGGCCUACCGCCCACUUUCUAGAAAAAAUAUUACUUAGC
Messenger RNA from Sphaerodactylus townsendi, 1678 nucleotides. RefSeq names its product TNF receptor-associated factor 1-like. The transcript is spliced from 8 exons. Gene Ontology annotation, biological process: positive regulation of JNK cascade; protein K63-linked ubiquitination; regulation of canonical NF-kappaB signal transduction. Bases 1 to 1281 code for a protein of 426 amino acids. Gene Ontology annotation, cellular component: plasma membrane signaling receptor complex; cytoplasmic side of plasma membrane. Gene Ontology annotation, molecular function: tumor necrosis factor receptor binding; ubiquitin protein ligase binding. Lineage: Eukaryota; Metazoa; Chordata; Lepidosauria; Squamata; Sphaerodactylidae. The record is from RefSeq and is a predicted model, not a curated record.